AUGCAAAUUUGCAAAUCUUCACCAUUCGGGAAUACGAAAGUGAGGGAGUUUGUGGCCACGAUUCGCACACACAGCAGCUUGCCUUCCUCAUCGCUCAGCUUCAAAACAAAGCGCAUUGCCUGUGCUCAGUACUUGCCGCCAGACGCAUUCAAUGUGCAGUUUGAUUAUCCGGCGAAAACCGGAAACUUUGGUUUCGUAUUCUUUGGAGAAUACACGGACAGCAACAGUGGUAAGAUUGCUGAGAUAGUUGUCAAAUGCCCAAUUGAGACCUCCAUUGGGAGGCAGCUCUUCAACAUGGAGAAAUACACAAACGCCAAGCUUCGCCAAAAGUCUCGCGAUAAGAGCCGCUUCCCUGACUAUGUUGGCGAAAUAAUAUUACCUGCUGCAACCAGCUUAACUCCAGGACUUGCGCGGAUGGGUCUCGUCUGGGAACGUGUAGGCGACGGGGAUACCCUGGAAAACUAUUUAGAUGCGUCACGUGUAUCGCAACUCGCCAGCAUUCUCGGGACAAAUGCAUCUGGAUUUCCUCUUCGAAGAGAGUUCAGUGCUCGAAUUCUGAACGAGUUGGCUCUUGUCAUUCAGGACUUACAGCAGUGCGGAAUUGUCCAUCGGGAUAUCAAACCAGAGAAUCUUCUUGUUGUACCUGAAGAUCCAGAUGGGUCCCCCUUCAAGGUCAUCGAUUUCGGCUCCUCAUGUGACUGGUCCUCUCCACUGAAAAAGGGUUUGCGACUUGCGACCUGCGAUCCUAUUUAUACAGCGCCCGAAAGACGACUCGACGUGUUCAAACCAGCUUAUCGAUUUGACGUUUAUAGUAUUGGAUUAAUUGCCUUGAGAUGCGCCCUUCCAAGCUUAACUGCCAGUGUCGCCAUGAACAAGUUCGUGGAGGAAAACCUUAGCCAGAGUGACUUUUGCUUGCAAAAGACUUGCUCGAACAUUCUCUCCGGUCGUACAAAUUCGCCCCCGUCGUUGUUAAGGGAUGUCAAGGCCCUCAUCGGUCCAGAGUAUGAGGAUAUGUAUGCUUUAUUCGCAACUGUUCUCACUACAACCCCAGGGGAUCGCGCUGAUGUGUCCGAUUGCUUGCGAAGUAGAUUUGUACGUGCUGCUGUUCCAUCAGAAGUAAUUUAA
This is a messenger RNA of Chondrus crispus (carragheen), 1125 nucleotides long. RefSeq lists its product as hypothetical. The record is from RefSeq and is a predicted model, not a curated record. Gene Ontology annotation, cellular component: cytoplasm; autophagosome. NCBI's taxonomy places the organism in Eukaryota, Rhodophyta, Florideophyceae, Gigartinales, Gigartinaceae. The transcript has 3 exons. Gene Ontology annotation, biological process: autophagy; peptidyl-serine phosphorylation; autophagosome organization. Bases 1 to 1125 code for a protein of 374 amino acids. Gene Ontology annotation, molecular function: ATP binding; protein serine/threonine kinase activity.